UGACAGUCUGUCUCCAUAAUUUUGCCGAUUCCUGUUACGGCAAUAACAAGCACAUAGAUGGAGUCAACUUUGACCACUUUCAAAUAUUGCGGGCUAUUGGGAAAGGGAGUUUUGGAAAGGUGUGCAUUGUACAGAAGAGAGACACCAAGAAAAUGUAUGCCAUGAAAUAUAUGAAUAAACAGAAAUGCAUUGAGAGAGAUGAAGUUCGAAAUGUUUUUCGAGAGCUACAGAUAAUGCAAGGCCUGGAGCAUCCCUUCCUAGUCAAUCUAUGGUAUUCCUUUCAAGAUGAAGAAGACAUGUUCAUGGUGGUUGAUCUCUUGCUCGGAGGCGAUCUACGUUACCAUUUGCAACAGAACGUCCAUUUCAACGAAGGAACAGUGAAGCUGUACAUUUGUGAGCUGGCGCUUUCCCUGGAUUAUUUGCAGAGGUACCACAUCAUUCACAGGUGA
Balearica regulorum gibbericeps (East African grey crowned-crane) is the source of this 449-nucleotide messenger RNA. The record is from RefSeq and is a predicted model, not a curated record. NCBI's taxonomy places the organism in Eukaryota, Metazoa, Chordata, Aves, Gruiformes, Gruidae.